AUGGCAGGACAGAACGCACCUCAAACAAAGAGCAACAUCGGAGUCUCAUCCGCCACCAGAGACUCUUCUCAAUCGACCACACGACGAAAGCAACAUGCAUCCACUCAACAGACUGCAAAGAUACAAGAAAUUAUCGACGACGAAGAGGAGGAGGACGAGGAGUUUGAUGAGGACGAAGACGAUGAAGAGGACGACUCUGACUCUGAUUCGGAUGUCUCUGACUCUGACAUCGAUGAUAUCCCAGAACCUGAAAAGUGGAAGAUCAUCACAGAGUCUGGAAUCAUCGAUCAAGUCAAUGCCAAUGACAAGCGCAAACGCCGCCAGAAGCAGGCUCAGGAAGCGGCGGAUCGAGACUACAUCUUCGAGGGCAUCUUCUUUUCAAUCCCUACGACGUGCCUCUUUGUCGUCAUGGAUGUUCUUGUCCAUCGCCAGUUCGGAGAGGCAUACGGAGGAAGCGAUAUAUUCCACAAGGUCAUCAAGAUCUUCCCAGCUAUUCUGAUUAUGGUGUACUUCAGCAACAAGUCCAAGAACAGCAAGUUUACACAGGCGGCGAUGUUUGUGAUUUCGACUAUUUGCGGAUGCUACUUUUUGCACACGAUGUUCCGGUCGCCUGCGAUGGGUAUCAUGCUGCGUUCACCGGGAGUGAUCACGAUCCUUGUCUACUGCAUUGUCCAGCUGAACCUGCUGCCGGCUGUGAUAAGUCUGGCACUCUGCGGAUUGUAUUAUCAGUUUGGAAACGUGAAGUACAGUCAUCGUCAUUAA
Molecule: messenger RNA, 762 nt
Organism: Linnemannia hyalina
Lineage: Eukaryota; Fungi; Mortierellomycota; Mortierellomycetes; Mortierellales; Mortierellaceae
Source: the annotation of a GenBank genome assembly